AUUCCAUCUCCGAAUCCCCCUCUUUCCCUCGUCUACAUCCCUUCUCUCCUCGAAGUAUCCUCUCGAAAUCCCGUCAUCAUGAAGCUCAUUCUCUCCUCCUCAAAUAUCAUGAUAAGCGGCGAGACUAUCAUCCGCCAUCCCACCGAAAAGUCCAACGUCGAACUGAUCAACUCCCUGCGCACAAACUUCCAAGCCGCCCAACACGCUGCAGACCCCUCCAGCGACCGUCCUCCCUACACCACCUGGACCAAACAAGGCGAUAAUGCCCUAUACAUCCCCGCGACCGAUUUCGCGCACGGUCUCUCCGAAGAGCGCUCCCAAUACGACAUCACCGUCAAACUAUUCUACCUUCCGGGCAUCCCUGCCUCCCGGCGCUGCGCACACACCCGCGAAGCCAUCGAUCUCGUUCUCAAAGAGCUGCACGUCGACUCCAUCGACCUGCUGAUUGUCUCUUUCCCGGGCAUCCUCUUCGACGCCGACGACGACAGCGACGAAGAAGUUUCCUCCGACAAUGGCAGUGAAGAACCCGAUGACUUUGACAGCAUGAUCCAAACAUGGCGCACCCUGGAGGGUCUGCAGGAGCAGGGCAUGAUCUCACAGUUGGGCGUCGCGGAAUUCGGAAGCGAACGGCUCGCCCGGUUUCUUCCCCACACGAAGGUCAAGCCGUCUGUCGAUCAGAUCAAUCUGAAGGAUUGUUGUGUCGUGCCUAAGUCGCUGAUUCUCUACGCAAAGCAAGAGCACAUUCAAUUGCUGACGCAUAACGACUGCAUGGAUAUCUUGCCUGUCGGCACGACUCGGGACCUACUUGGGCCUGGGGAAAAGGGCGCGGGGAUUCUGGCCUCGUCGCCGGAUGCGCUGGACGGUAUCCAGGGCGAUAUCGAGCCGCAGUGGGUGGUCAAGUAUACGGCUGUGGUGAAGGAUCGGGGGGUGGUGGAGAAUAAGGGAUAUUUUGCGCUGGCGGAUGUAGGCAGCUGCGUGGAGAGAUCGUAACCAUCCUCCUCCUUCUUUAUCUCCUUUCUUCGUCUGCUCACUACAUGAUUACACCCUCGCAUGGAUAAGCACGGCUGGCGUUAUUCGUUCUGUUCAUUUCAUUCCAGUUCUACUUCUAAAUCUUCUCUUCAUAUACAUAACGACUCAAUGACAAGCACAUUCACC
This is a messenger RNA of Aspergillus neoniger CBS 115656, 1155 nucleotides long. RefSeq names its product putative gamma-cysteine synthetase regulatory subunit. Bases 79 to 990 code for a protein of 303 amino acids. The transcript has 2 exons. The record is from RefSeq and is a predicted model, not a curated record. Gene Ontology annotation, molecular function: enzyme regulator activity; glutamate-cysteine ligase catalytic subunit binding. Gene Ontology annotation, biological process: glutathione biosynthetic process. Gene Ontology annotation, cellular component: glutamate-cysteine ligase complex. Lineage: Eukaryota; Fungi; Ascomycota; Eurotiomycetes; Eurotiales; Aspergillaceae.